AUGCUACAAUCCCAGCUCGUGGACUCACAGACACUGUCUGGUUCAAUCUAUGCGACGCAAUACGGACCUGUUUGUCCUCAACUACCAGAUCUCCUCCGCCAUACCAGACAGCAUCUAUUCGAGGGGGCUCCGCAGGUUUCUUACACGUAUGACGAUCUGGGCUGUCUAAGAUUGAAUGUAUAUGCACCUGCGGACGCGGUUUUGUCUAGGCAAAAGCUGCCGGUUUUGGUUUGGAUACAUGGGGGUGGAUUGGCGAUUGAGAAUGGGAAUGCGGAUUUUACAGCCGGUGAUUAUUUGGUCAGCUACGCCUCUAGUAUUGGAAAACCGUUCGUCUUUGUUUCGAUCAACUACCGUCUAGGCUAUUUCGGUUUUCUUUCGUCCGCUGAAUUGGCGACUGAUGCAGAGAGCCACGGUGAGACAUGGUGGGCCAACCAAGGCUUACAUGACCAGCGAUUAGCCUUGCGAUGGUGCAUCCGAAACAACGUGUCCCAUUUCGGCGGUGACCCCGACGAAAUAACAAUCGCAGGCGAGUCAGCCGGAGGAUUCUCAGUCCUCGCACAUCUGCAAUCCAACGAGCCAGUCUGCAAACGAGGCAUCAUCCAAUCCGGACCAUCGUGGAAUCUAGAAAAGCCACAAGUAGCACAGGCGAAAUUUGACACUUUGACAUCGCGAAUCGGUGUUCCGUCUAGCGCCUCCGGUGCUGAGAAGAUUAUGGCAGCUCCUAAUUGGGAUCCGAACUGGUUCAGCGAUGAAGCUUUGCUGGCCGGAUCAAUUGACUGUGCUGGAAAAAUGUCAGAGUGGGCGGAAAGCGUCGUGGUAGGAUCACUACGAGAUGAAGUGGCUAUCUUUCCUCUGGAUCAGAUGUUCAAAACAACGACGGGGGUGAUGGACAGUGUCAGAGCUGCACUGCUUCCCGGAAAGGACAAUGUGGACGAGCGCUUUGCCGUUGAGAUUCUUGAAGCGUACGGGUUGGAAGAUAUUCUCGCCUACCCAGAUGCAAUGCAACGGCUACGCGCACUCACGACAGACGCUUGCUUCCACCGCGUAGGGUAUAACAUAUCCAAGAAGAACCCACAACUGCCAGUUUACGUGUACCGGUUCGACCAGCCAGAUGUGCAAGAUGGUAGCAUCCACCAAGGAAACGCCUACCACCUGUUAGAUCUCGCAUAUCUGUGUCGUCUUCCUGCUGUUGCAGGCAAGGAGGCACCCUUUUCCUGUCGAGCCACGGCGGAUGCGUUCUCGGAGAUGCUUACGAAGUAUGUUUAUGGAUCUUCUCCCUGGGUGGCUUAUUCGGAGGGAAAGGAGAUUAUGAUAUUUGACGGUCAACAAACGCGGGUAGAAAGGCAUGAGAUUGGGCCUCUUAGGUGGGCGAGAGUGUUGGGAACGCCGGAGAGGGAGAGGAGAUUUGGGCAGUUUUUCUUCAAUAUUAUGAGGGGUAGCUGA
Messenger RNA from Aspergillus glaucus CBS 516.65, 1443 nucleotides. RefSeq names its product putative carboxylesterase. The record is from RefSeq and is a predicted model, not a curated record. Bases 1 to 1443 code for a protein of 480 amino acids. NCBI's taxonomy places the organism in Eukaryota, Fungi, Ascomycota, Eurotiomycetes, Eurotiales, Aspergillaceae. The transcript is spliced from 4 exons.